This is a messenger RNA of Octodon degus (degu), 2180 nucleotides long. It is a transcript of the gene Lrrc71, whose product is annotated as leucine rich repeat containing 71. Gene Ontology annotation, molecular function: protein binding. The coding region runs from base 140 to 1621 and encodes 493 amino acids. NCBI's taxonomy places the organism in Eukaryota, Metazoa, Chordata, Mammalia, Rodentia, Octodontidae. The record is from RefSeq and is a predicted model, not a curated record. The transcript has 13 exons.
CGCGGUCUCUCGCUGCUGGCUGGUCGGAUCCCCGUGGGUACUCUCGGAACAGAGACCCUUAAUUCAGCUGUCACAGAGUGAGCUCACCAGGGUGAGCCUCCUGCUUAACUGCUCUCACGAGGGUCGCAAAGGCACCAGCAUGUCUGAAACCGGGACGGUAGCCAGGACCCCGCGUCCUGGGGCCCAGAAGUCGUCCGGCACCACGGCCAAGAAAGGGGAGCGAGCUGCCAAGGAGAAGGCGGUGGUGGCUGUCCAGCAGCUGAUGGGCGAGGAGGAGUCCAGAAACCCGGAGGAGUACCAGUGCACUGGGGUGCUAGAGGCCGACUUUGCCGAGCUCUGCACGCGCUCAGGCUACACCGACUUCCCCAAGGUUGUCACCCGGCCGCGCCCGCACCCCAUUUCCCACUCCUCGGCCUCCACAUCGGAAAAGCCCACCCUUGACGACCAGCGAUUGUCAGCAUCCUGCAGCCUCUUCAGCCUCGAGAGCAAGUAUGGGUUCUUCUGGCCCACCAUCCAGGUGGAGCUGGAGCAGGACGAUGGCAAGGCGGUGAAGGAGAUCUACAUCCGCGGCUGGAAGGUGGAAGAACGGAUUCUGGCCAUCUUCUCCAAUUGCUUGCCUGCCUUGAGCCAGCUGCAGGCCAUCAACUUGUGGAAAGUAGGGCUGACGGAUGACACCCUGAGUACCUUCAUCGCCCUCCUGCCUCUCUGCUCACCCACGCUCAGUUCUCAGAUCUUCCCCAUCUGCAGGAAGGUGUCUCUGGAGGGGAACCCACUGCCAAAACAGUCCUAUCACAAGCUCAUGGCCAUGGACAGCACGAUCGUUCACUUGUCUCUGCGGAACAACAACAUCGAUGACUACGGCGCACAGCUACUGGGCCAGGCUUUGUCCACGCUGCAUGGCAGUAACCGGACUCUGGUGUCCCUGAACCUGGCUUUCAACUAUAUUGGGGACAAGGGCGCAGGCCACCUGGCUGACGGCCUCCGGCUGAACCGCUCGCUGCUCUGGUUGUCCCUGGCGCACAACCACAUCCAGGACAAGGGUGCCCUGAAGCUGGCCGAGGUCCUGCACCCCUUUGAGCUGACACACCCUGAGGUGGUGGAGCGCAGGCGUCUCCUGCUGGAGAAGGCAGCACAGGAGUGGUCGAGAUGGCCAACUUCCUCUCGACAAGCAGAGGCCAGAAUGGAACGGGAGAAGCCUCAGAUUGGGGGGGUCAGCAAUGUAACACUGGUGGAAAAGAUGCAGUCAAUGAAAACCCUUAAGGGCCUGACCAAGAAAAAGGAGAAGCCAGGGGAAGUGGUCAAGAAGGAGAAGUCACCCACACAAGGAGUCCCUAAGAAAGAAGACACCACAAAGCCAGGCAAGGUAACCAUCCCUGAGCAGAAACCAAGCAAGGGGAAAGGGACCAAGCCAGGGAACAAAGAGAAGCGCAGCAUCCUCUUGGAAUCCGAGGCUGUAGCCCACUUUGGAUCUGCUGUCCCAACUGGACCUACUUCUCCAAAGGCCACCAGCUCCACUGUUUGCUCAGGCAGUUGCACAGGGAACAAGGGGCACUCGCUUUCCCCUUUCCUUUCUUGUCAACUGACCAGCCUGCUGUGCUUUGAAAUCUGCCUGAGGUGCUGACUUCACAGUUCCAGCUCCCCAACCUGUCAGUCACCAAGGGCCUGUCUCUGCCCUUUUAUUAUGCUCCCACCUGCCCCCAUCCCAGCCCUGCUGACAUUUCCCAGGUAGGAAAGGGUCCCAUAGACCUGUAGGAGUCUCCUGGUUCCCUAAGACAAACUCUUAGUGUAAGAAAUGGGACAGAGGAAAACCUUGUGGCCUCAGCCUGACCUUACCAGGCUAUUUCAACCCCAGUUAUCUUGCCUGUCUGCUCGCAUUGUUCGUGUUAGGAGAUACUGAUAUAAGCCAAAUUCUGUGUGGUUUCCAGCCUGCAGAGCCUUGGCAUCUACCAUUCCUUGCCCAAACAGCUUCCCCUCACCUGCGAAUGUCCAUACCUUCACACUGCAACUCACAGGCACAUCUUCCAGUCGUUGCCACCCCCUAAUGGGGCUAGAAGUUCCCCUACCACACUCUGCGGCAUUCCCAGCUUACCUCUUUCGGGGCCUUGCUAUAAUGAGUUCCUAUUUUACUCAGGCUCCCACACACCAAGGAGCUUCUGGAGGGUAUGGGCUUAUUUAUCUUU